Molecule: messenger RNA, 1208 nt
Organism: Bombina bombina (fire-bellied toad)
Lineage: Eukaryota; Metazoa; Chordata; Amphibia; Anura; Bombinatoridae
Gene: HOXA6
Product: homeobox A6
Exons: 2
Coding region: 297-1007 (236 amino acids)
Biological process (GO): regulation of transcription by RNA polymerase II; anterior/posterior pattern specification
Cellular component (GO): nucleus
Molecular function (GO): DNA-binding transcription factor activity, RNA polymerase II-specific; RNA polymerase II cis-regulatory region sequence-specific DNA binding
Source: RefSeq, a predicted model, not a curated record
AAUAUUUUUCCUAGCAAGAGCCAUACAUGUCCCACUCUAGUGUUCUGAGCAUAUUUUGGUGCCUAUGUGCCUGUGAGGCAGCUUGUUAUUGGGAAGUUUGCUGGCUCAGUCCCCAGUCCCUAGGGAGCACCACCAUCACUCCUUUCUAUUGGCUACUGAACGAUCAGCUGCUUAUAUUUGCCUCUGUCGCUUUUGGCGCUCGGCCAUCCAGAAACAAACCAGUUCGAUGACUACUAAUAGUUAUAGCCAGAUGUACUAAUACACAACAAAUCACAGUACUAGGGAGUGUGGAGCAAAUGAGUUCCUACUUUGUGAAUAGCACUUUUCCUGGGAGCCUGCCUAAUGGUCAGGACUCGUUUGUGGGACAGAUCCCAAUUUAUUCCUCAAGUUAUGAAGCUUUGAGGCAUUUUCCUGGUUCUUAUGGGACAUCUGCUCUUCAGGAUAAGGCUUAUUCCUCACCUUGUUUCUACCAGCAAUCCAGCACAGUUAUAGCCUGCAAUAGGAACUCCUAUGAGUAUGGGGCGUCCUGUUUUUAUUCGGACAAGGACAAUACUAAUAACUCUGCUUCAUAUGGGACCAAGCAAAGGGUACAUGGUACUGAAUAUCUCAACUUCACUACUGAGCAACAAUACAAGUCUGCCAAUGCCCAGAGCAAGAUGCUAACUGAGGAGAGCAAUGACCGGAAGUAUAGCAGCCCAGUGUACCCCUGGAUGCAGAGAGUCAACUCCUGUGCUGGUACAAUGUAUGGAACCCAUGGAAGGAGAGGGAGACAAACUUACACAAGAUAUCAAACUUUAGAAUUAGAGAAAGAAUUUCAUUUCAACCGAUAUCUGACAAGAAGGAGACGGAUUGAAAUUGCAAAUGCUCUCUGCUUAACUGAACGACAAAUAAAAAUAUGGUUUCAAAACAGACGAAUGAAAUGGAAAAAAGAAACCAAGUUGAUAAAUUCUUCAGAGCCCAACAGUGAAGCUUCAGAAGAAAAGACAGGAGAGCAAAGCAAUACUUAAUAUAUCAAGUCCUAUUCAUCUAUUCUGCUCUCCCAAGUCCGCUCAUAUUUUGUACAUGACCGUUGUAUUUAUGUAUAGUUCUAUAUUCUGUAAGUAUAGGUGAAAUUAGCUUGUGCAUGCGAGUGCCUCAUUCAUUACUGAUUACAUUCACUUAGCUGCAGCUGGCUCUCUACAUAUUCAAAUAAACUGUUUCUCUGAGAA